Messenger RNA from Akanthomyces muscarius, 1506 nucleotides. RefSeq lists its product as uncharacterized. Gene Ontology annotation, molecular function: ATP binding; inositol-1,3,4,5,6-pentakisphosphate 2-kinase activity. Gene Ontology annotation, biological process: inositol phosphate biosynthetic process. The transcript has 2 exons. The record is from RefSeq and is a predicted model, not a curated record. NCBI's taxonomy places the organism in Eukaryota, Fungi, Ascomycota, Sordariomycetes, Hypocreales, Cordycipitaceae. Gene Ontology annotation, cellular component: nucleus. Bases 1 to 1506 code for a protein of 501 amino acids.
AUGGCCCUGUCCGAGCUGCCACAACGUGAACCGGGGCCCGACCAGGGUUACACAGAGGCGGCGCAGCAUCAGCACCAGUCCAAGGCCGACCCCCCGGUUGCCCCUCCGAUCGAGGUCGCCAGGGCUCAUCAUCCUGCAGCGAAUCCUGCUGCUUCGACUCCUGCCUUCCCAGACCAGCAGCAGGCAAACCAUGUUGGCUUCUUGGCGGCCAGUUUACUGGCGGUAGAAACACCGGCAGCGGCAGCAGCAAACUACCCUCUCCACGGUGAUGAAAUGUGGCAAAAGCACUUCAAGCACCUGCCCAGGGGCUCCAAGCCUGUCGCGUUCGUCGGUGAGGGCGCAGCCAACGCCGUCUUUGAGAUCAAAGUCCCCCAGCAUGGCUUAUCAGAUCAAAAUUUCAAGGGCCUGCUGCUACGAGUGGCCAAGGUUCCAGCACUCGGCCAGCCCACCGCGUACAACUACCUCUUUCAGCAAAAGUUCUACCAGACCGCCAUCCGCCCGCUUCUCGGCAAUAAUGCCAUCCACCAAGAGCUCGUCAUCCUUCGCAGCUCGGGCAUCAUCGACGAGCUCAACCGCCUCCUCCAGGAACUCGACCAUACCCGCAAGGCCAAGUUCCGCGGCUCCUUUGUUGGCCAGUCGGACUGGGGCCUCCUGAUCGAGGACAUGCGCCCCGAUACCAAGGCCCCGGCGCCGCGCAUUCUCGUCGAGUUUAAGCCUAAGUGGCUCUCACAGUCACGCAGCGCCCCGGCCCGUGCCGUCCGUUGCCGGCAGUGCGCUCUUGAGCUCCAGCGCAAGCUGACCAGGCCAGUCACCGGCACUGGCCUGUUCACUCCCGAGCGCAAGCCAUGCCCGUUGGCACUGGUGGACGAUGAGCCGCCGCCGCCCGCUGUGUCGUCGCCCUUUCGCAUCGCGCCGCAGUUGAUUGAUGCACCGGAGCGGGAGCACCUCCAGACCUCGCUGGAGCUUCUCCUGCACGACCCGUUCUUGGAUGACCUGCGCGCGCAGCAAGAGGAGUUGGACACGACGGGCCCGCUGAAAGCCAUCCCAGAAGACGAAAAGUUUGGCAUUGCUAUGACGAUUCGUGACUGCACGUGCUUUGCGCUGAUUCCCAAGGACGCGGCUGCCCGCAGCGCAGAGGACAUCAAGAUCCGCCUCGGUGACUUGGAUUGGAAAGACCCUCACACCAAGAUCCAGCACUGGCGCGGCACCGAGCAAGCCCUCAUUGACGGAGGAUUCUACACGGCGGAUUGGAUCCUUUGCGAUGGCGUCUACUAUUACCCGCCGACGCUGUGCUUGCUCGAGUGGAAGCCGAGACUCUUCUCAACCGGCGCGACUGACGUCAUACAGCUGCUAGAUGCCGAUGCAAACCGGCCCACCAACGGAUAUGCCGCUGAAAGACAUGUAUACACACAUGUGGCAGAAACUGCCUCGCUGCGGGCAAAGUUACAGCCAUAUGAUGGUGGCGACGCGACGCCUAUUAACCCACACCACCCACCGCCCUACUAA